Molecule: messenger RNA, 1242 nt
Organism: Miscanthus lutarioriparius
Lineage: Eukaryota; Viridiplantae; Streptophyta; Magnoliopsida; Poales; Poaceae
Source: the annotation of a GenBank genome assembly
AUGGCCGCCGCGCCCGACGAACGAAAUCAGGAGAGGCCGCCGAGGCCUGCGACGUCGCCGGCGAGCGUAGCGGCGGACUUCGCCAUGGGCGGCGCGGCCGCCGUGGUGGCCAAGACGGGGGCCGCGCCGGUCGAGCGCGUCAAGCUGCUGCUCCAGAACCAGGCCGAGAUGCUGCGCCGGGGCACCCUCACGCGCCCCUACAAGGGCAUCGCCGACGCCUUCGCCCGCGUCCUCCGCGAGGAGGGCCCCGCCGCUCUGUGGCGCGGCAACCAGGCCAACGUCAUCCGCUACUUCCCCACCCAGGCUUUUAACUUUGCAUUCAGGGGCUACUUCAAAAGCUUCUUUGGCUAUGACAGGGAGAAAGACGGAAACUGGAAGUGGUUAGCAGGAAAUGUAGCCUCUGGCAGUGCUGCAGGAGCUACAACAUCAUUGCUGCUAUACCAUCUAGAUUAUGCAAGAACAAGGCUAGCUACUGAUACAAUUGAAUCACGGGGAACCAAACGCCAGUUCAGGGGGUUGCUGGAUGUUUACAAGAAGACACUUACAACCGAUGGCAUGUCUGGACUAUAUCGAGGUUUCAGUGUGUCUAUUAUGGGAAUCACCUUGUACCGGGGUCUAUAUUUUGGUAUCUAUGAUAGCAUGAAGCCUCUAGUUCUAGUAGGCCCAUUGGAGGGGAAUUUCUUCGCCAGUUUUGCCUUGGGCUGGGCAAUAACUACAUUCUCUGGGGCCUGUGCCUAUCCAUUCGACACGGUCCGUCGUAGAAUGAUGUUGACCUCAGGACAACCAUUUAAAUACAAGAACGGUUUCCAUGCAGUAAAACUGAUAGUUUCAACCGAAGGGUUCUUCACAUUAUUCAGAGGUGUUGGUGCAAAUAUUCUCUCAGGGAUAGCAGGAGCUGGAGUUCUUUCUGGGUACGAUCAACUCCAACAGUUGAUCCUUGGUCGAAGUCCAGAUCAUUCAAAUGGGAUGCACAAGCAAGAAUCCCUGAGCCUGAUGAAGUUCACAAAAAUUAUUGGGGAAAGAAAAAGGAAAAAUUUUCCUGGAGAUUUUUCUCACAAGGAAGGAGAUGGAGUCAUUGCAACAAAAGAUAACUCUUGGGCAUCCGACCUUUUUCGAAGAGACAGGAUUCAAGUGGAUUUCGCAUCCAAUAAUCUGUCAGUCACUCAAAAGAGGAGUAAAGGAGCCUUUAAUCCCCAUCUAUCUCCGAUUCUGAUCAUCGCCGCUCGCUGGAGAGCUGAGUAA